Molecule: messenger RNA, 401 nt
Organism: Parasteatoda tepidariorum (common house spider)
Lineage: Eukaryota; Metazoa; Arthropoda; Arachnida; Araneae; Theridiidae
Source: RefSeq, a predicted model, not a curated record
CUCAGGAACUUCCUUGAGAAUUAAACUGUUUUCUCCAAAAAUGAACUCUAACCUCAUUUUAUUGGUUAUUGUUGCCAUUGGGGCAUGGUGUGAAGCUAAACCACAAUUGCUAACAGGUUUACGUAAGAUUAGAUCUCAUGGAUGUGGAGAACAUCCUCUGGUUGCAAUUUAUAACGAAAUUGGCAUAAUGACAGUGGACGAAAUUCUCGCUGUUUUGGAUGAAAGACCGGACAUAAGAGAUGAAGUAAUCGAGCUUCUAAGAAAAUAUGAUGACUGUAUAAGAGUCGGUGAUGGAAUGAGAUGGAAGAAGGAUUUAAGAGAAACAUUAUUGAGUUUCAAUUACUUUAAAAAUAAGUUAUAGAAGUUUAUAAACAAUGGCAGAGAGUUUUUUUUUCUCUUUA